AUGGCUGACCCAACACCCUCCUCCUCCACCCAACCCCCCGCCGAACCCAUCCUCUCCACCGAUCCAGCCAAAGACAAAGCACUGAAAGCAUACAAAAAAGCUCUGAAACAGCACGAGCAACUUUCGGAAAACCUCAAGAAACUCCGUUUCGGCCUCAAAGACCUCGAAAAGGCUUACGACAAAAGCGAAGAUGACAUCAAGGCGCUUCAAUCUGUCGGUCAGAUCAUCGGAGAAGUGCUUAAACAGCUGGAUGAAGAACGAUACAUUGUCAAAGCUUCUUCGGGACCUCGCUAUGUUGUGGGCAUUCGAGCAAGUGUGCCCAAGCACAAGUUGAAGCAAGGUGUACGUGUCUCGUUGGAUAUGACAACCUUGACGAUUAUGAGGAUUCUGCCGAGAGAGGUGGAUCCGUUGGUGUAUAAUAUGAGUAUGGAGGAUCCCGGAGCGGCCAGCUUUGCAGGCAUUGGUGGAUUGGGAGAUCAGAUUAGAGAGUUGAGAGAGGUGAUUGAAUUGCCCUUGUUGAACCCAGAGUUGUUUAUCAGGGUCGGCAUCAAGCCGCCCAAGGGUGUGCUGUUGUAUGGACCGCCUGGUACGGGUAAGACGCUACUUGCUCGUGCCGUCGCAUCUACCCUCGAGACCAAUUUUUUGAAAGUCGUUUCCUCAGCUAUCGUUGACAAAUACAUCGGAGAAUCGGCUCGUCUGAUCAGAGAAAUGUUCGGUUACGCAAAAGAACACGAACCAUGCAUCAUCUUCAUGGACGAAAUCGACGCUAUCGGUGGCCGACGUUUCUCCGAAGGUACCUCGGCCGAUCGUGAAAUCCAACGAACGCUCAUGGAACUCCUCAACCAAAUGGACGGCUUCGAUUACCUAGGCAAGACUAAAAUCAUCAUGGCUACCAACCGACCCGACACACUCGACCCAGCUCUCAUGCGUCCUGGUCGUAUCGAUAGGAAGAUCGAAAUUCCGCUGCCCAACGAACAGUCCAGAUUGGAGAUUCUAAAGAUUCACACCAAACCAGUGGCUAAGAAGGAGGAAUUGGACUACGAAGCGAUUGUCAAGCUAAGUGAUGGAUUCAACGGCGCCGAUUUGAGGAAUGUAGCAACCGAAGCCGGCAUGUUUGCCAUCAGAGAUGAUAGGGAUUACUGUGUUCAGGAGGACUUUAUGAAGGCAGUCAGGAAGUUGCACGAGGCUAAGAAGCAUGAGAGUAAGAUCGAUUACAGUGCCAUCUGA
Messenger RNA from Ustilago hordei, 1227 nucleotides. RefSeq names its product putative RPT4 - 26S proteasome regulatory subunit. The transcript has a single exon. Gene Ontology annotation, cellular component: cytosolic proteasome complex; proteasome regulatory particle, base subcomplex. Gene Ontology annotation, molecular function: ATP hydrolysis activity; ATP binding; proteasome-activating activity. Bases 1 to 1227 code for a protein of 408 amino acids. The record is from RefSeq and is a predicted model, not a curated record. Lineage: Eukaryota; Fungi; Basidiomycota; Ustilaginomycetes; Ustilaginales; Ustilaginaceae. Gene Ontology annotation, biological process: positive regulation of RNA polymerase II transcription preinitiation complex assembly.